Hyposmocoma kahamanoa is the source of this 2169-nucleotide messenger RNA. It is a transcript of the gene AMPKalpha, whose product is annotated as 5'-AMP-activated protein kinase catalytic subunit alpha-2. Gene Ontology annotation, cellular component: cytoplasm. The coding region runs from base 1 to 1566 and encodes 521 amino acids. Gene Ontology annotation, biological process: protein phosphorylation; intracellular signal transduction. Gene Ontology annotation, molecular function: protein serine/threonine kinase activity; ATP binding. The transcript is spliced from 7 exons. NCBI's taxonomy places the organism in Eukaryota, Metazoa, Arthropoda, Insecta, Lepidoptera, Cosmopterigidae. The record is from RefSeq and is a predicted model, not a curated record.
AUGUCUGAAAAGGCUAGUAGCAGCGGCAUGCAGCCGAUAGUGAAAAUUGGUCACUAUACUUUAGGAGCUACCCUUGGGGUAGGCACAUUCGGUAAAGUCAAAAUCGGGGAACACCAGUUGACCAAGCACAAAGUGGCUGUAAAGAUUUUGAACAGACAAAAAAUCAAAUCUCUGGACGUGGUAGGCAAGAUUAGACGUGAAAUCCAAAAUCUGAAACUGUUUAGACACCCGCACAUCAUAAAAUUGUACCAGGUCAUAUCAACUCCCACAGAUAUAUUCAUGAUAAUGGAAUAUGUAUCAGGAGGAGAAUUAUUUGACUACAUAGUAAAACGAGGAAAACUUCAUGAACAUGAAGCACGUCGGUUCUUCCAACAAAUUAUAUCUGGAGUAGACUAUUGCCACCGUCACAUGAUUGUGCAUAGAGACUUGAAACCAGAAAAUCUAUUAUUAGACCAUAAUAUGCAUGUAAAGAUUGCUGACUUUGGUUUGUCUAACAUGAUGAUGGACGGAGAAUUUUUGAGGACGUCCUGUGGCUCACCCAAUUAUGCUGCGCCAGAGGUCAUAUCAGGUAAACUGUAUGCCGGUCCAGAAGUAGAUGUGUGGUCAUGCGGAGUCAUCCUUUACGCAUUACUCUGUGGUACAUUGCCAUUUGAUGAUGAACAUGUUCCCACAUUGUUCAGAAAGAUAAAAUCUGGCAUAUUCCCUAUACCAGAAUAUUUGAACAAGAGCGUAGUGAGUUUGCUGUGCAUGAUGUUACAAGUGGACCCAAUGAAGAGAGCUACAAUUGAAGAUGUAAAGAAACAUGAAUGGUUCCAAAAGGACCUGCCUGGAUAUUUAUUUCCUUCACCUGUUGAACAGGACAGCAGCGUAAUAGACACAGAAGCAAUAGCAGAAGUGUGCGAUAAGUUCGGCGUAAAAGAACACGAGGUACACAACGCGUUGCUAAGCGGUGAUCCACACGAUCAGCUGGCGAUCGCAUACCAUUUGAUCAUUGAUAAUAAACGAAUCGCUGACGAAGCCGCUAAAGCCGAAAUCAAAGACUUCUACGUUGCUAGCAACUCGCCGCCUACAGUAUGUGAGAGCUCAGUGUCACGACAGCACCCCGAGCGCAUCGCACCCCUCCGCGACAACACCUCUCCCGCAGCCGCGCCGCCGCUCGACAAGCAGCGCGGCACACCAGUCAAAAGAGCAAAAUGGCACUUAGGCAUUCGAUCACAAAGCAAGCCAAAUGACAUAAUGCUGGAAGUGUUCCGAGCGAUGAAGGCUCUCGACUAUGAAUGGAAAGUCAUCAACCCGUACCACGUAAGGGUGCGAACACUAAACAAAAUGACAGGCAAGUACGUGAAAAUGUCGCUGCAACUUUACCAAGUGGAUUAUAAAUCCUAUCUUCUAGACUUUAAGUCUUUAUCUGGGGAGAAGGAAGAUACGGAGGACGACGCGACGUCCCCACUCGCCCCCCCUCCACCGAUGGCCCCCCCAGCAGCGGCUCCACCGCAGCCGCAAGGGCAUCAUACUAUGGAGUUCUUCGAGAUGUGCGCGGCUUUGAUAAUACAACUUGCACGGUAAAAGUGAAUGAUUAAACAUACAAGGCAGUAGCGGAUUUGCCCUAAGGCCCAGUAGACCCAAGACUUGGGCGGUCAAUCGUAACGAAAAAUUCACUGACGGUAACAAAAAAUAACUCAUACCAUUGACCUACAAAAUACUUAUAUAUUCUAAAGGCUCACGCACCCUAUGGCUGGUCGCACUGCACCGCAUAAUAAUGUUCCUUAAUCACUUUCAUACAUUUUAUGUAUAAAAUAUAGAUAUUUUACAUAUCUAUAAUGUAAUGUAUAAUCACUAUAUCACUACAUAUUAUCACUACCGCGUCUGCUGUUAUAGCUAACUAAAUUUCUGACUCGAAUUCGAUAAAAGUUGGCAAUAAAUUCUUUAUGUCGUCUACCAGUAUGUGAUGAGUGCUGAGAAAGGGGUGACUGGUACUGACUACAUAGCUGGGGCCUAGGGCGGCUAAAACUGCAAAUCCGCCACUGAUACAAAGUGGAAUAGUUAUGUGUGCCCAGGCGAUUAUUCCGUAAAUAUAAGCGAUAUGAAAAACCUUUAAGCCGAUGUCGAAAGUACGUUACUUGAUAAGUAAAACGACAUUAAAGAUCCAAAAUUUUUAAGUUAAACGCU